AAAUCCUUCUCUUGAAGUGGAUUGGCUUGGUGGUAUUAUGCCCUUGUUGAUGGGUCGACAUCCAUGCCUUGUCGAUCACCUAAUGUCAUUGCCACACCAAGAUUCCUUUCCAUAAUCAGAGAGCUUCAUGCAGGAGGACCUCAAUCUCCCUUGUUCAAGCCCAUGGAACAGUUGAUGAUCUUUGCAGCUCCUUAGUGUCACGAACGGUCGUCGCGCACCCGCAACAACUCCGUUCAACGAACCGUUCGUCGCUCACACCCGCAUGUUUUUAAUCAGCAAUGGCAGCAUACACAGAUCCUAUGAUGUCAACUAAGAGUCAAGAACAAACUGAGAGUUUAUGAGAUCUCCCAAUUACCUUUAUCUCUUCAGUUUCUCGAUCACGCGCCUUGCCGUGGCAUUUUGUCGAACAGAGCGGCCGCAUGGUGGACGUCGCCACAUUUUACUUGCAUUUCGCUGGGAUGACUGGGGACGAAGACGGAGGGGGACUGCCGCCAGGCGAGAUCAAGCGGGCAGAGAGUUGAGCUCCGAGUGUGGGAUUGCGCGAGUUGGGCCAAAAUCGUGGGGUCCGUCACCAUUGGUGGGAGGUGAAACAGGGCCUUCGAGGCUCCCUGUAGUCUCCACAUCCGCGGCCGACGCAAGAUGUGAGAACAUCGCACCAUCAGCUUGUUAUUAGGAGAUGGAAGUCACCGUCGGACAAAACCUUUUUGCAUUGUCUUGAUGUAUGAUGAAAUCAAAACCUCACUUCGAUGAUGAAACUGUUCCGCCAUCCUUUUUUACGGUACAGAAGUAUCACCACAACCCAAAUUACCAACUCGGGUGGUCAAACCGUGACAUCCAAUGCAGCACGUAAUGUGUUUGUGAAAUUGUAUUCAAUGAUUCAUUUUGAUUCUGAUCGCCUAACGGUGCCAACCCAUCCUUACUCACACGAAACCGUCUCUCCGGUCUCAGUUGGUUCCAACCCCCAUUGAACGCUUUCAGACGGUUAGGUCCAACUCACACGAAACCGUCUCUCUCUCUCUACCUUUCGUCGAACGCCUUGUUUCUUACCGGACAUAAUCCCGCUUCUUCAUCCAGUAGCUGCAGGAGUACUUGUCUUCGCCAGCAAUGGAGAAUCUCUGCCUCGACGUCAACUCCACGUUGCAAUACUCCUCGACCUCCGACUCCCCUCCGGAAUCCAGCUCCCCGUCCUCUUCUGUCUACCAAACAUCCCCUCCUCCGCCCGUGAAAGCCUCGAACAAGCUGGUCGUGACCAAUCUCUGCUACACCGUCCUGCCCGAGGCCAGUCUGAUCCGCUCGUGCUUCCGUCGCAAACAUGAGCCUCGCGCGGUGGAGGUCCUCAGAUCAGUUUCCUUCGUUGCCAACAGCUCGGAGAUCCUCGCCGUCGUCGGACCCAGUGGCGCUGGGAAGUCGACCCUUCUCCGUGUCAUCUCCGGCCGUUCCGGUAGUUCGCUUUUCGAUCCGAGAAGCAUCUCCCUCGGCGAUCAUCCUCUGACGAGCUCAGCCCAGCUGCGAAGGAUCUGUGGCUUCGUCACCCAGGAGGACAAUCUGCUUCCCCUCCUCACCGUGAAGGAAACGUUGAUGUUCAGUGCCAAGUUCCGGCUGAAAGGGAUGAGCGAGAGAAAGAUGGAAGAGAGAGUGGAGGGACUCAUCCGAGAACUGCGCCUCGAACAUGUAACCGAUAGCUAUGUCGGGGACGCGGAGACUAGAGGGAUUUCCGGAGGAGAAAGGAAGCGGCUCUCCAUCGGCGUCGACGUGAUCCACGACCCGCCCAUCCUCCUCCUCGACGAGCCCACGUCGGGCCUCGACAGUACCUCGGCGUUGCAGGUGGUUCAGCUACUCGCUUCCAUGGCCCGAACAAGGCAGCAGAUCCUGAUUCUAACCAUACACCAGCCGAGCUAUCGGAUCCUUCAAUAUGUCUCGUCUUUCUUGCUCCUCUCCCAUGGCAAGUUAGCUCAUUAUGGCAGCAUCCAAUCUCUCUCACAGACGAUAUCGCAGCUGGGAUUCAAGAUCCCUGUCCGAGUCAAUCCGUUGGAGUUCGCCAUGGAGAUCACCCAACAAUUGGAGGAUUACGGUGCCAAACACGCGACCUUUAACUGUCCCAACGAGCCAAGCCAAGAACGAUUAGAGGGAGACCACCCUGAGAGAGACGAUGGCUACUGCUCGCGGAUAGCUGAGAUGAGAACACUCAGCUGGAGGUUUUGGAAGAUAAUCUACAGAACAAAGCAGUUGUUCCUCGCCAGAACGAUGCAAGCCAUCGUUGGUGGGCUGGGACUCGGCACCGUUUACCUGCGUGUGAAGUCGGAUCCCGAUGGUAUAGCAAAGAGGCUCGGCCUCUUCGCCUUCAGCCUCAGCUUCCUCCUCUCUUCCACCGUGGAAGCACUACCGAUCUUCCUGCAGGAGCGGCGCGUUCUCAUGAGGGAGACAUCGAGGAGGAUGUAUCGGGUCUCCUCCUACAUGGUAGCCAACACCGUCGUCUUCAUCCCCUUCUUACUGGUGGUGGCGCUUCUGUUCGCAGUGCCAGUGUACUGGCUCGUAGGCCUCAAUCCCUCCAUCAGCGCGUUCAUGUUCUUCGUGCUGGCAGUCUGGAUGAUUGUGUUGAUGGCCAGCUCCUUGGUUCUCUUCCUCAGUGCAGUCUCACCGGACUUCAUACUGGGGAAUUCUCUGAUAUGCACAUUCCUGGGGAUCUUCUUCCUGUUCUCGGGAUACUUCAUUCCCAAGGACAGCAUCCCAAAGUACUGGAUCUUCAUGUACUACAUCUCCCUCUACAGGUAUCCACUGGACUUCCUACUGAUCAACGAGUACUGGAGCGUGAGAGGCAAGUGCUUCUCCUGGCUCGGUGAUGUGUGCUCUCUCACGGGUGGUGAUGUUCUAAGGGCCAGAGGAUUGGACAAGGACACCAGGUGGAUGGACGUUGGAAUCAUGUGCUGUUUCUUCUUGGCCUAUCGAGUUCUCUGUUGGCUUCUGCUGGUUAGGAAGGCUUCCAAGACCAUGCUCUGAAUCUUCCUGCUGUGUACGUUUGUGGAGUUCCUCAAAAGCUUGCAUUUUUCUGUGAUUUUGCUUCAUGUGUUCACUGUUUGUGGAUGAACAUUUCCUUUAUAUAUAUUUGUGCAGUGUAGGGAGAAGGAAGUUUCACUUUCUACUGUCGUCCUAUAUAUAUUGAUUGUGAUCAAGAAAUAUUUGUUCAGUGUCAUCAUUACAGCUUUUGCUUCUCA
Musa acuminata AAA Group (dessert banana) is the source of this 3212-nucleotide messenger RNA. RefSeq names its product ABC transporter G family member 23-like. Gene Ontology annotation, biological process: transmembrane transport. The transcript is spliced from 2 exons. The record is from RefSeq and is a predicted model, not a curated record. Bases 1105 to 2997 code for a protein of 630 amino acids. Gene Ontology annotation, cellular component: membrane. NCBI's taxonomy places the organism in Eukaryota, Viridiplantae, Streptophyta, Magnoliopsida, Zingiberales, Musaceae. Gene Ontology annotation, molecular function: ABC-type transporter activity; ATP binding; ATP hydrolysis activity.